Eublepharis macularius is the source of this 2652-nucleotide messenger RNA. RefSeq names its product ras-related protein Rab-35-like. Gene Ontology annotation, cellular component: plasma membrane; endosome membrane. The transcript has 7 exons. The record is from RefSeq and is a predicted model, not a curated record. The coding region runs from base 907 to 1515 and encodes 202 amino acids. Lineage: Eukaryota; Metazoa; Chordata; Lepidosauria; Squamata; Eublepharidae. Gene Ontology annotation, molecular function: GTP binding; GTPase activity. Gene Ontology annotation, biological process: endocytic recycling.
CCGUGUUCCCCAGCUGCUUCGAAUCGCGCGUCCGCGUUCCAGCCGCCCGGGCUGCCUGGAGAGGCGGUGGCCGCAGCCGGGAAGGAGGAAGGAGCAGCAGCCCGCAGGAGAGGCCGGCAGGAAGGAAGGAAGGAAGGAAGCGGCCCGGCCAGCUGCGCGGUCAUCUGAUCCCAGGCCAGCGUCCGGCGGGCAGGAGGGAGGGAGCCAGGACGAGAGGGCAGCGGAGCUCCGCCUGGCCGUCGAAGCGCCCGUUGCAUCCCCUCCCUCGAUGCCCCCCGCCCUGCCCCUCCUCCGGCCGCGUCCUCUCCUCGCCCCAGCCCGCCCGAAGAAAUGGAAGAUUUUUAUCACCUCUAGAUCUGCUUGUCACAUCUGAGAACAUCUCAUUAAUUUCAGCAACCUCAUUUCAACUUUAUUUUGCAGCUUCCUGGCAUUGUGGAAAGGAACUUUCUUGGCAGACUGAAGUGUGCGGCUUUUUCCAGUUAUUGGAUUACCCCCCCCCUUUCUUUUAAGGACACAAAAGCAUCUGGAAGACAGAGGGUCUGUGUGCGCCACGUACCCUCUUUCCCAGAACCGGAGGGGCAUUUUGCAGAAAUAUUUCAUGUUUUUCAAGGAAUCCUUUUGAAGGAAAAACACGGUCUUAGUGUCAUACGUGAACUGGUGCAUUCAAUACAAACUUGUGCCCAAAGCAUUUUGGGGGAUCAGCCAGGAGACCCCCCCCCCAAAAAAGAAAGUUGGAGAUCAGCAUAGGAGACCAAAACAAAAAAAAGUUGCCGUUAGCUGCAAUGGGUCUUUGAAGCAGGACAGAUUUCCCACUGGCAAGUGUGGGAGUGGUGGAGAAUCCCUUCAGGAAGGAAGGAAGGAAGGAGCGUGACAGAAACCGGGAGGAGGAGCUGACCCAACACAUGAAUGGCUGCCAAGGAUUAUGACCACUUGUUCAAGCUGCUCAUCAUUGGGGACUCUGGGGUUGGGAAAAGCAGCCUACUGCUCCGCUUUGCAGACAAUACCUUUUCUGGUAGCUACAUCACAACCAUUGGGGUAGAUUUCAAAAUUCGGACACUAAUGGUGAAUGGAGAGCGGGUAAAACUGCAGAUCUGGGACACCGCGGGACAGGAACGCUUCCGGACCAUCACUUCCACGUAUUACCGUAACACUCAUGGUGUCAUCAUUGUGUAUGACGUGACAAACCCCGAGUCCUUUGUUAACGUCAAGCGCUGGCUGCAUGAGAUUGGGCAGAACUGUGACAGCGUCUGCAAGAUCCUGGUGGGUAACAAAUGUGAGGACCUGUCACGGAAACAAGUGGAUACAGCUGAUGCCCGGCGGUUUAGUGAGCAGAUGGGAGUGCGGCUAUUUGAGACAAGCGCCAAGGAGAACCUCAAUGUUGAAGAGAUGUUCAAUGCUAUCACAGCCAUGGUGCUCCGGACCAAACAGGAAAACCUGGCGCGACUCCAACAGCAAAAUGAGGUUGUCAAAAUCAACAAGCCCAAGAAGAAACCAGCUGUCAAGAAAUGUUGCUGAAAGGGUGGGGGGCUUUGUCUUCAUCUCCACCCACCCCAAAUUCCAAACAAGGACUGGACACUGUGGAGAAGGGCAGUAAAAAUUGGUGUGGGGGUUGGGAUUUGGGUGGGGAGGGAUAUGGAAGAGAAUUGCAGCCCCUUCUCUACGGUUGCUAGGAUGGAAGAUUCAAAAAUGUACUGAAAUUCCUCCUUGCUGGUGGGCAAGAGGUGACUGCAGGAACAGGGCUGGGACAGGUUGAAGAGCAUUAAAAAGUUCUGCUGAAACAAAUGGAACACCUUGUUACUAGGUAAUGCGAAUAGGCCUUUCUAAACCUCUGCAGUGUUGCCCAUAAAAUCUUCUCAUUUAUUUUACCCCUCUUCUCUCCCCACCCCCACUGAAUUAUCAGGAAUAGGGGCAGAAAAACAAGGUGGGCAUUAACCUUCGAGGACCUCUGCUUUAUAGGCUCACUUGUGGUUAACAAGAUACAAGUUAGAAUUAAGAAGGAGAAAUUAAAGGAAGGAGUCACAACAUUUCACAGAGAAAUAGUGGGCAUUUCCCCCAAUUGUUUGCACACCGUUAUGGCCGGGGGGGGGGGGAGGAGGGGGAAAGGGUUCUGUCCUGAGAAAUGGUGUUAGAAAACUGGCUGUGUUCUGUUUCCCUCCCUGUCUGUGGAACAGUAUCAUUCAUCUCCUCCCCUCCCCAAAUACCCUCUACAUUAAAGAGAAAAGCUAUGUAUGUUAAUGACCAAAUAGGACUGGGGGUUGAACAAGUAUUUCUUUGUAAGCCUUUGUACCUGCAGCCAUGGUUUGUGGGUGCUACCCUGUCAAUCCAACCCCCCCCCCCCGAACUCAAUAUAGGAGGGGUGGCUCAUCUAACUACAAAUAUGAGACAGGAUAUCUGGGGCUGUUAGUCUCCACCCUACAGCUCCCAAGCUGUGUGGGUACAAUGGAGUUGCAAUCUCAUGUCUCUCCCUCCCCUGCCCCAGUCAUUAAAUAUGGGCCCCUCUGACUGUGCAAUAAGUUUGCUUCUUGAAUUAUUUUAUAUACACAUAAAUGAAUAUGUAUAGAAUUUAAAACAUUUUUGUUUUAACCCACUGCUAAUGGCAUUAAACUUGGUAAGGAGACACCACUAUUCAAUAAAGAGCAUUUAGAUAUGAAA